Molecule: messenger RNA, 975 nt
Organism: Talaromyces marneffei
Lineage: Eukaryota; Fungi; Ascomycota; Eurotiomycetes; Eurotiales; Trichocomaceae
Exons: 1
Coding region: 1-975 (324 amino acids)
Biological process (GO): regulation of DNA-templated transcription
Molecular function (GO): DNA-binding transcription factor activity, RNA polymerase II-specific; zinc ion binding
Source: RefSeq, a predicted model, not a curated record
AUGAGCGUCCUUCGCAAAGCAUGCCGACAAUGCACAGUAUCAAAACGAAAAUGCAUCGUCCAACUACCCAAAUGCGAGCGUUGCAGCCAAAAGGGCCUGGCAUGCACUUACGACCUAGAACCUAUAAACGCCCCAACUGGAAAGCCCGAACUAAAGCCUCAACUCUCAUUCAACCCGUCAAACUGCGAUACUCCAGGCUACUGCGUUUUUAAGACUCUGAAAAUAAGGCCUCAGGAUGUUGACCCCGCCAUUUGUAGACCGGGCCAUAAUGAUGCCUUUGAGAUUAUUCGGUUGGGGUUUAAAACUGUCCCGGAGACUCUGAAAGCGGAGAAACCGGCGACCUUUGCUCAUCCGAAGUUGAAAAUGCGUCAUCAUAGCUAUGAUCAUAUUGCUGUGUUCAGAGAGAUAGGGAAAGAUGCUGUUAAUGAGAGGAAUUUUAAUGAACUGCUUCACCUUGAUAUAAAGACCGUUCCCAUGGAAGAAGCCCUCACUGCGGUUCAAGCACUCCUGAUUUAUCUCGCGACCUUCAUUUUCUCUCCAAAUGGACCAGAACAAUUCGAUUUAGUGCAACUCAUGAAUACUUUAUCCGCAUGGACACAAGCCCUCUUCCCAUCCGCGCAGAACGAGAUGCCGCGCGACCAAUCGCCCUGGCAGGAAUGGCUAUUUGCAGAAAGUGUUCGACGAACUAUCCUCAUGUCAUACGCCAUGACUGUGGCCGUAUCCAGUUAUCAGUAUGGAUAUUGCUCAAACUGGUUGUUCUUGGAGUCAUUGCCGUUCGAUAGUCGCGCGGGUCUGUGGAUGGCAGAGUCGCCGCAGGCUUGGAUUGCGGCUGCUCGAGUGCGAACAGGAGAAGAAGUGGGUGAAAAACUUCAAUCAUAUCAUGAGUAUUCAGAAAGUCUGAUAGGGAAGAAUGAUGAUUUCCAUGGGGACAUCUUUUUGAAGUUGAUUGUGAAUGGUCAUAAUGGGGUGAACUAG